GACUCGGCCGCUCGGAGACGGUAACGGGGGGGAGGGAACGCAGGGCGACGUUCUUGCUGCCGCUACGCUACGGGAGCCGGGACGCAGACAUACUUGUCACCCCGUCGCUCAGACUUCAUGUGAACAAAUGGCAAAUGCUGAAGUAAGCAUCCCUGUAGGAGAUGUGGUGGUUGUGCCAACUGAAGGAACGGAGGGGGGAAACCCAGAAGAUACCAAAACCCAGGUUAUAUUACAACUACAGCCGGUGCAGCAAGGCAGAAUUUAUCAAGAGGGCUCUGAAACUAAUGCGGCCGUGAUGGCUGUAGAAACGCAUACCAUACACAAACUUGAAGAUGGCAUCGAUGCCAGUGCCCUUGAAAGCAAUGAGGAAAUUGAGAUUGCCUACCCCAUUACCUGUGGAGAUAGCAAGGCCAUCUUGCUCUGGAAGAAAUUUGUGUGCCCAGGAAUUAAUGUCAAAUGUGUUAAGUUCAAUGACCAGCUUAUCAGCCCCAAGCACUUUGUUCACCUGGCUGGCAAGUCCACCCUGAAGGACUGGAAGCGAGCCAUCCGCCUAGGAGGAAUCAUGCUGAGAAAGAUGAUGGACUCUGGGCAAAUUGAUUUCUAUCAGCAUGACAAAGUGUGCACCAACACCUGCCGAAGCACCAAAUUUGAUCUCCUGUUCAGCAGUGCCAGGGCCCCAGUACCAGGACAAACAAGCCUGGUACAGACUCCCACUUCUGCUGAUGGAAGCAUCACUCAAAUUGCAGUGUCUGAGGAAAGUGUAGAAGAAGGGAUUGAAUGGAAUUCUGCUAUGACAGCAGCAGUCACUAUGGCAACUGAUGAGGGAAUCAAGAAAGACCCAGAGGAGAUUUCAGAGGAGAUGCUGAUGUUUUGGAAAGGCAUUGCUGAUGUGGGCUUGAUGGAAGAAGUGGUCUGUAAUAUUCAGAAGGAGAUAGAGGAGGUGCUAAGAGGGGUACAGCAGAGGCUUGUCCAGUCCCCCUUCCAGAUUACCGAUGCUGCUGUUCUAAAUAAUGUCGCUCACACUUUUGGCCUGAUGGACACAGUGAAAAGAGUGCUGGAUAACAGGAAGAGUCAAACAGAUCAGGGAGAGGAGCAAUUUCUUAACACUCUUGCAGCACUAGAUCGCCAACUAGAAGAGCAGAAGAAGUUCGCCAGGAGCCCAUCCAUUCAGAAUGUGGUCCUGAUGCCAGUCAACACUCCAAAGCCUCCCAAAAGGCCCCGGUUGAAACGUCCCGCUUCGGCCACAGUUCUAAGCCCCUCGGCUCCCAUCCAGCAACCUCAAUUCACCGUCAUCUCGCCCAUCACCAUCGCACCCAUGGGACAGCAGUUUUCCGUUAGCAACAUUCCAAUGGCCACAAUCAGCCAGGGCUCCAGCCCAGUGACUGUCCACACAUUGCCCUCAGGUUCCCAGCUCUUCCGCUACGCCACCGUGGUUUCUUCCUCCAAAACCAGCACGUCUGAUACAGUGACACUUCACCCCUCCUCAAGCUUAGCCCUGCUGAGCUCAGCAGCGAUGCAGGACAGUGGGACCCUUGCCAACGUGGCCACCAUGGUGAAUCCUGUGGAACUGGUGGCCAUGGAGUCUGGCCUGACUUCUACCAUCCAGGCUGUCGAAGGCACUUCGGAGGACGGACAGACAAUCAUAGAAAUAGACCCAGCGCCUGAUCCAGAAGCCGAUCCUGAAGAAUCAGGGGGGAAAGCUGUGAUUUUGGGGACAGAAUUGAGGACUGAGGAGAAGGUGGUGGCUGAGGUUGAUGAACAUCAGCACCAGGUCCAUAAUGUGGAGAUCGUAGUCUUGGAGGACUAGUCAACAAGCCAUCCUGCCUUGCUAAAUGAUUGUUCACCUCUUACCUUUUCUAUUGGUUUGAUCCCCCUUUUCUUUUUUGCUUUUACAGCCUUGUUGCAGGUAAGUUUACACGAAUGCUGGUGAUCAUUUUUAAGCAGUCAUUUUCUCUAGUGGGGAACGAGCAGGCAGGCUGCGGAUGUGUGUGGAUGAUGGUUUGUUGGGAAAAGGGAGAGGUCAGAACUUUUCCUGCCUAGUGAAAGGGGAAACAAGCCAUUGCUGUUAUUCCCUCGGGGAGGAGGGGUGGCAAGUCCGUAGACCCAGAUUUGAAGCGAUCCUUCUUGGAUUGUCCGCCUCAGAAACAAAGCCGGCUCCUUGGAAAUGUAACGACUGGAUGAGUAAUGACCUUAAAGCAAGAGCUUCCGUCUGGACCUUGAGCUCUUCUUCACCCUGGGAAGGGAGAUUCCAUGUCCAUUUCUGACUCUCCCAGCAUUUUGCAUUUUUGGAUGUGGCAGAAGAAAACAAAGCACUCUGAUUGAUCAGGUCACCAGCCCUUCUUUGGAAUGUACUGUGUUUUUUUUUGUUUUUUUGUUUUAAUAUUUUCCUUAAGCUAUUUGCCCAUUUGUGGCUUCAAAAAUUGGAUCCUUGGCUUUUCGUUUUUGUACUUUCUCCAGCAGUUUUUCUUUUCCCUCGGUUGUUACAAGACUUCUAGGAAAUGCUUACGCUUUAUGCCCACGCAGGCACAUACAGGGAGAAACUAGGAACUGAUAACGGCAGAUGCAGCACCCAACGACCACCUGCUCUCGCAAGUACAGAACCGAUAACCUGGAUGUCUGUAUACGUGGCGGGAGAAUUGGGCUCAGCAAGUAGGGCAUGCCUGCCGCUUACUCGGCACUCUGGGAAACCAUAACAUGCUGGCUUAGGUGUGCGUGUGUCUCUGUGUGUGUAUGUUUGAUGUUCAUAAUUUUUUGGGG
Messenger RNA from Pseudonaja textilis, 2757 nucleotides. RefSeq names its product glucocorticoid modulatory element binding protein 1 (gene GMEB1). Gene Ontology annotation, cellular component: nucleus. The record is from RefSeq and is a predicted model, not a curated record. Gene Ontology annotation, molecular function: RNA polymerase II cis-regulatory region sequence-specific DNA binding. Gene Ontology annotation, biological process: regulation of transcription by RNA polymerase II. NCBI's taxonomy places the organism in Eukaryota, Metazoa, Chordata, Lepidosauria, Squamata, Elapidae.